Molecule: messenger RNA, 219 nt
Organism: Heterostelium album PN500
Lineage: Eukaryota; Evosea; Eumycetozoa; Acytosteliales; Acytosteliaceae
Exons: 1
Coding region: 1-219 (72 amino acids)
Source: RefSeq, a predicted model, not a curated record
AUGGCAGAUCCAAACGCGCAUUCAACCGAUGCAACAACAACUAAUGAAUCAACAGCAUCUACGGAUCCAACAACCACCACAAACGAUCUAAGAAUGAGUGAUCUUGAAAAUAAUUAUAAUAAUAAUAAUCAACCUCAAUCAAAUACCACUUUGUUUUCUGAUGUCACUCCUGCCAGUGCUCGUCCAGAUCCACCCCCAUCGGGAUCUAUUCAAAUCUAG